This is a messenger RNA of Helianthus annuus (common sunflower), 1280 nucleotides long. Its product is annotated as putative Myb family transcription factor At1g14600. NCBI's taxonomy places the organism in Eukaryota, Viridiplantae, Streptophyta, Magnoliopsida, Asterales, Asteraceae. The record is from RefSeq and is a predicted model, not a curated record. Gene Ontology annotation, molecular function: DNA binding; DNA-binding transcription factor activity. Bases 294 to 1103 code for a protein of 269 amino acids. The transcript is spliced from 6 exons.
CGCCUACGAUUCUAGAGAGAGAAAGCAGAAGAAGCAGAUCACAGGGUCAAAGCAGCAGCAGCAGAAAAGAAAAGAAAGGAAAAGAAAGGUAAAACCAAUUGAAUAUUUUGCUAACACUAGAAGAGAGGAGAACCAUAUCCUCGUGAUCAUAUUUUUCCAUUGCAGAGGGUAAUAUUUUCACCCCUAACCCGACCCGACUUGACCCUACAUUCCAAACUAUUAAUCCCCAUCUACCCACCUCUACCUUUUGUCAAACUUAUUUCAUUAUAGAAGAUAGAUAGAUAUUGAGAGAGAUGGGUGGGUGUGAGAGGAAUGGAACAGUGAGACAAUACAUAAGAUCAAAGGUUCCAAGACUUAGAUGGACUCCUGAUCUUCAUAGGUGCUUUGUUCAUGCUAUUCAAACUCUUGGUGGUACUCAUAAAGCAACACCCAAGCUUGUUCUUCAAAUGAUGGAUGUAAAAGGGCUCACUAUUUCCCAUGUUAAAAGUCAUCUUCAGAUGUAUAGAAGCAUGAGGAAUGAUGUUAAUCACCAAGAUGAUGAUGUUCAAGAACCCAUUGGGUUGUUCAGAAAGGACUCACAUGAAGAUAGGUGCAUUCAUCAUGAGAUUUAUAUACACACAUCCAGUCAAGAAUCUUGUCCUCGCUUCAUCUACCACCCCUUCACUGUCCCUUCUAAAAGAGGAAGAACUGAGACAACAGAGAUGCAUGGAUACUGGGAAAGAAGAAUAAAGGGAAAGGAGGGCAUUGGUGAUCACAAAUGGCAGCAGCCUCAUUCCUUUUCUGCUCCACAUUUUCACUUCAAUCCUCCCUUUACCCAUCUAAAAGAAUCUGACUUCCUACAAAUUUCCCAACCAGAAAAUGGUGAACAUGAAUCGUUCAACAGAGUCGAAUAUGAGAAAUCGGGGGAUAUUCAAGAAAAGGUGGACAGGGCUGGUGAAUGUGGAUUAUCGUUGUCACUCUCGUUGCACCAUCCCAUGACCCAGACUUGCAACAGUUCUCUAACCAGUGAAAUCAGCGAGACGCACUCGACGCAUAAUCAAAGCGAUCACUCUUCUAACAAGCGUAGUGUUAAUCUAGAUCUGUCUAUUGCUCUAUGCCUUUGAGACUAAUGUAUGCAAAGGUUAUUUUGGAAAAUAUAUUUUCACUAGUUUAAGAUAUUUGUAGAUUAAAAUAGCGACUUAAGAUGGUAUGUAUGAGGGAGCCAUUAUACAGUUUUCAAUGGUUAAUGUGAUGGGUCUUCUCGGUCUAGUUCAAUAUAUAUAAUGGGUGGUGGUUAUUUC